CAGGGGACUCUCCUUUGCUAAGGGUGCUAGCAAAGUGCCACGGCACAGAGGUGGAGUGCUCCCAGCUGGAAGGCAGAACUCACAGGAUACCUAGCCCUUAAUCCUGCCAUGGCCACAAAAGCCAGCAGCUCCAUGAAGUGCCUCCAGCUGCUCGUUUUCCAGGUUGCUCUUGUAGGACCUGUCUGCUGUGGGAACGUGCUGGUCUGGCCAACGGAAGGCAGCCACUGGCUAAACGUGCAGACAGUCAUACGGGAGCUCAUCCGUCGUGGGCACAGCGUCACCGUCCUGGUAUCCAACGCCUCCCUCUUCAUUCAGCCCAAGGCUGAGGCCACAGAGAAGUUUGAGGUCUUUAACGUGCCCUUCAAGAAAGACACCAUCGAGAACCUGAUCGAGGAGAUCGUGGCACUGUGGCUGAACAACAGGCCAACAACCCUGACCUUCUGGCAGUUUUACAAGGAGAUGAAAGAGCUCAUAGGCUCCUUUUCUGACAUGUUAAAGCAGACCUGUGACACUUUGGUGACGAACCCUCAGCUGAUGGCAAAGCUGCAGCAGGCCAAGUUUGAUGUUCUGAUCGCUGACCCUCUGUCUGUAGGUGGGGAGCUUGUAGCACAAAUACUGGAAAUCCCUUUUCUCUACAGUUUCCGCUUCUCUGAUGGAAAUGUGGCAGAGAGGCUGUGUGGUGGGCUCCCAUCCCCACCUUCUUAUGUGCCUGCUAGCACAUUGGGGAUGAUGGACCAGAUGUCCUUUGUGGAGAGACUGCGGAACUUCCUCUUUUACCUUUACACGGAUUUAUUUUUCUUGAAGUUUUGGCGAGAUGAAUGGGAUGGGUACUACAGUAAUGUCUUAGGAAGGCCCACAACCCUGUGUGAGACGAUGGGGAAAGCAGAGAUAUGGUUAAUCAGAACAUACUGGGAUUUUGAAUUUCCACGUCCUUUCCUGCCCAACUUUGAGUUUGUAGGAGGACUUCAUUGCCAGCCUGCAAAGCCGUUGCCAAAGGAAAUGGAAGAAUUUGUUCAGAGCUCAGGAGAACAUGGCAUCGUGGUAUUUUCUCUCGGAUCAAUGGUCUACAACCUGACUGCUGAAAAAAGUAAUGUGAUUGCCAGAGCGCUCAGCCAGCUUCCACAAAAGGUCCUCUGGAGGUACAAAGGAAAGAAACCAGAAGCUCUGGGCUCCAACACCAGGACUUAUGACUGGAUACCCCAAAAUGACCUGCUUGGCCAUCCCUUGACAAAGGCCUUCAUUACUCAUGGUGGCACCAAUGGGAUCUAUGAAGCUAUCUACCACGGGAUCCCAUUGGUUGGGAUUCCCAUGUUUGCUGACCAGCAUGACAACAUUGCUCACAUGAGGGCAAAGGGAGCUGCAGUUGAGCUGGAUUUCGGCACACUGAAGACAGAGGACCUAGUUGAUGCAGUGAAUACAGUCAUUAACAAUUCCUCCUACAAGGAAAACGCUUUAAGAUUAUCCAAGAUACACCACGACCAACCAACUAAGCCUCUGGACAGAGCUGUCUUCUGGAUUGAAUUUGUCAUGCGUCACAAAGGAGCAAAGCACUUGAGACCAGCUGCUCACCAUCUCACCUGGUACCAGUACCACUGCCUGGAUGUUCUGGCAUUCCUGUUCGCCUGUGCAGCCAUUGCUGUCUUCAUUCUUGUCAAGUGCUGCCUAUUUUGCUGUAGGAAACGUGGUAGAAUUACAAAAAGAAAGAAAGAAUAGCUGUGCUGUUCCCGUCAGCCCUCUUUCUUCCUUAUGGGCUGCUGAUUCAGCAAGGCAUUUAUGCACAUUCCUCAGUAAAUAAAAUUAUUAGGAUAUGCUUUAAGCUGGGCAUAUCACGAAGCACCUCACUGAACUGGGUCAUGCUAAAAAACAGUUACAGGGCGGAGUUGUUUGCUUAGCCAGUAAAUUCCUUCUGGCCUCAAUAAGAUUGAAUUGUAAAUGCUUAAUCCCUUGGGAUGCUAUUAGUUAUCACACAGGGUUCCUAAAAUGGUAAUUGCCAUUCUAACUUGCCACAUUCAAUUUGGUACACUUCAUAAAUACAGCCCUCCUGCGUGUUGUCUUGUAGUCUCUGAACUUAAAACUAUUUUUUUUAGUCCAUCUCUGACCUUCCCUGUAACAUCACCCAUAGUUGGUGAUUAGAAACCAAAAUGUCUCUCCUGUCAGAAAAGCUCUUUACAGAUUAGACAGUGAAGCCAAGGUCAUGAGAUCCUGAAAAAGCGCCCAUCUGAAUGGUUAACUAAGGUCAUAAAAAACUGAGAGCUGCAGGAGACUGGUGAAGUCUUUAUCAUCACUUUUUACAAAUGCACUGACAGUGGCUGAGGGGAAACAGGUACAUACCUAAAUCCUAAAAACAGCACAGAAAUGGCUUUCUUUCCUCCAAGAAUCAUCUCUUUUCCAUCCAACAUGCUCAGAGUCCUGCUGCACAGGCCAUCAUUCUGCACACUACAGGAGCAUGAAAAUAACUUCCACCUGUCACCUUAAGCCCCCAAGAUCCUAUAAGCCACACUCGCUGAUAAAUCCAGGAAAACCCUCAGAGGUGGAACUUAGAAGUAAAGUCACACAUAGGAACGGUGCAGGAACACUUAGGAACACUCGCCUUGCCUGAAGUACUGGUGGGAAAAUAAUGCUACCCUUGGCUCAGAUAGAAUAGUCUUAAAUGCUGCACUCCUGAAAUUAUUUAACAAGUCCUUACUGAUGAAACUGAUUACUUACGAUUACUGAUUAAACUGAUGAUGCUUCAGGUCUCCUGUUCAAGGUAAGGUAAUUGUUGUACCAGUGUACUUAAGAAUCUGCCCCAAUUUUAACUGACAUUUGUUGCAUUCUGGCUGCUGGAGAUUUGUUCGAGAACAAAAUAGACUGAGAAAGUGUUAUCUUCGUACAAUAAAAUUCCCUACAUUAUA
Messenger RNA from Oxyura jamaicensis (ruddy duck), 2894 nucleotides. RefSeq names its product UDP-glucuronosyltransferase 2A1-like. The transcript is spliced from 7 exons. NCBI's taxonomy places the organism in Eukaryota, Metazoa, Chordata, Aves, Anseriformes, Anatidae. The record is from RefSeq and is a predicted model, not a curated record. Gene Ontology annotation, molecular function: UDP-glycosyltransferase activity. Bases 109 to 1713 code for a protein of 534 amino acids.